AUUGCUUCUGGAGGCUUCGCUCUCGGAGACGACUCCGUUCCUGAUUGGGAUUUGGGAAUUUUGAGCUCAGAGCGUUUGUUUUUGGAGAGAGAGAGGGGAAGAAGGAUGUCGUACUUGCUGCCGCAUCUGCACUCUGGAUGGGCGGUGGAUCAGGCGAUCCUGGCCGAGGAAGAACGCCUCGUCAUCAUCCGAUUUGGUCACGACUGGGACGAAACUUGCAUGCAGAUGGACGAGGUGCUGGCCUCUGUUGCUGAGACGAUAAAGAACUUUGCCGUGAUUUACUUGGUGGACAUCACAGAGGUCCCGGACUUCAACACCAUGUAUGAGCUGUACGACCCUUCCACCGUCAUGUUCUUCUUCAGGAACAAACACAUUAUGAUCGAUCUUGGCACGGGGAACAACAAUAAGAUCAAUUGGGCACUGAAGGACAAACAGGAGUUCAUCGACAUUGUUGAAACUGUGUAUCGCGGUGCAAGAAAGGGACGCGGGCUUGUAAUUGCUCCCAAAGACUACUCCACUAAAUACCGAUAUUAAGCUGUGGGGAUGGAUAUGUCCUCUUCAAUGGAUACUGUAAACAUCCUCAAGUGGGCUUCCAAAUUUAAGCUGAAACUGUUCCUCCUAUGUUAUGUACAAGAAUGAAUUCUAUUAUGUUAGAACUUUGCUCUAUUUUUCUGGCUUGAGACCGCAAUGCAAUCUAGAACUUUGAAGAGUUUCUUGA
Molecule: messenger RNA, 718 nt
Organism: Diospyros lotus (date-plum)
Lineage: Eukaryota; Viridiplantae; Streptophyta; Magnoliopsida; Ericales; Ebenaceae
Product: thioredoxin-like protein YLS8
Exons: 2
Coding region: 106-534 (142 amino acids)
Biological process (GO): mRNA splicing, via spliceosome
Cellular component (GO): U5 snRNP; spliceosomal complex; U4/U6 x U5 tri-snRNP complex
Source: RefSeq, a predicted model, not a curated record